Messenger RNA from Cynoglossus semilaevis (tongue sole), 1520 nucleotides. It is a transcript of the gene cwh2orf68, whose product is annotated as chromosome W C2orf68 homolog. Bases 530 to 1024 code for a protein of 164 amino acids. Lineage: Eukaryota; Metazoa; Chordata; Actinopteri; Pleuronectiformes; Cynoglossidae. The record is from RefSeq and is a predicted model, not a curated record. The transcript has 4 exons.
UCAUGCAUUAUUUUGCGGUUAAAAUUAAACAUACCACCGUCCUCGUUUUCAUCGCCGUCCACACCAGGCUCUCGCUUUAUUUAAACCAUUUUAGUUUUUCGGGCCUGUGGGUGCGGGCAAAAUAGCGGGUGGAAAACAACUUAAUCUCGGUGCGAUGAAUGAGUCGCACACUGUGUACGUCGAAACUCGCGGUCUCAAAGCUCGUCGCGCGUCCUGGACAAAAACUAUUCCUGAGACUGAAGGUCUAGAAAAUCGCUGAGCUGCUCAAAGUACUCAGCAAUCUAUUACGUAGACCUCGGACUGUUUUACAUCUGUUGUUAUUAUUAUACUUUGUUAUAUCAGAAGGGUAUAUAACUUAAACACUUUGCCCCCUUUCGAUAUAUAAACUCCGGUAUAGUAAUUGGUUGGGCAACACAUUGACGAUAGCUGGCAUGUAGCUUUUUGUCAGUGUUCUGGUUGAGAUUGUUGUUGUCAAUAACCACUGAAGCUUAAAAAAUACUACCAUCGUUUAGGUUCUAAUUAUUUGAAAAUGGAUAUUUUGAGAGACGACGAAGAGCAUGAGCUGAAAUACAAACCAGGGGGGCGUUUGGACAUGCGCCACGGCUUCCUGCACCAUAUCCGGAGGAACCAGAUUGCUAGAGAUGACUAUGACAAAGAAGUGAAGCAAGCUAAGGAGCUCCAGCGGCGGAGACACACUACAGUCCCCAGACGACCACGUCGACCUGACAUCCAAGUGUAUCAUCCACGGCAACGACAUGGAUCAGAGCCAGGGGCCGGUGCUGAAGCUGAGGAGUCGAACAAAAGUGAAUCAAGCACAGAGACAGAAUCUCAGGGGACAGAACUAUUUUGGCUUGAGUAUCAGGCGGAUUCUGGAGCCAUUACAUCAUUUCUUGUGCACAAGGAUGAUAAACCUGAAAAGGUGGUGGAAUGUGUCGCAAAAAAGAACAGCUUGGAUUCAGCCAUGAGGUCCGCUCUGGUGGCUCGAAUACUUAAGGAAAUGGACAAAAGACGAGACAAGCAAUGAUUGACCUCUGGAGGAAGAUUUUAAGGGGAAAGACAGAGCCCCGUAGAAUAUUAUUUUUUUGGUUUUGUGCUGCUCCAAAGCACAAUCUUCAUGCUGAAGGUACAUUUGGGCAGUGGUGGCUUAGUGGUUAAGGAAGCAGACUUUGGUCUGGAAGGCAAGUUACCACUGAGGUGCUCUGAGUAAGGCACCAUCCCCACACACUGCUCCCCGGGCACUUAAAGCUGCCCACUGUUCACUUUGGUGAUGGGUUAAAAACAAGUCAGCCUGUGCAAACCCUGUGCAUCGUCGGCCAAGGAUCCCAAUAUGUGCUGCAGUCAAGAUAUUUUCAAAAUAAUAGGAAGAAACAGCUCUAACUAAAAACAAUACAGCAGCAUGUCCACGUUGACUGCAUCAUUCUUACCUCACACGGUAUGUUCAUGCCUCCCAAUUAAAUACUUACAUAUAAACCGUUGGCAAAUCUCAUACAAAAUGUUAGAGUUUAGUAGUUUUUGUUUUU